Molecule: messenger RNA, 990 nt
Organism: Sorex fumeus (smoky shrew)
Lineage: Eukaryota; Metazoa; Chordata; Mammalia; Eulipotyphla; Soricidae
Gene: TPRG1L
Product: tumor protein p63 regulated 1 like
Exons: 5
Coding region: 64-870 (268 amino acids)
Cellular component (GO): cytoplasm; synaptic vesicle
Source: RefSeq, a predicted model, not a curated record
CGGGAGGCGGCGCGGACGGUGGCCGCGUCGGGGCGCGGGUCGGGGCCGGCGGCGGUCGCGGCGAUGCUGCAGCUGCGGGACUCGGUGGACUCGGCGGGCACGAGCCCCACGGCGCUCCUGGCGGCCGACGAGGAGGUCGGGGCGGCCGGGCUGCGGCCGGGGGCGGGCACGCCGCAGCGCCAGACGCUGUGGCCGCUCAGCGUCCACGACCCCACCCGCCGCGCCCGGGUCAAGGAGUAUUUUGUGUUCCGGCCCGGGACCAUCGAGCAGGCGGUGGAGGAGAUCCGCGUGGUGGUCCGGCCCGUGGAGGACGGCGACAUCCAGGGCGUGUGGCUGCUGACCGAGGUCGACCACUGGAACAACGAGAAGGAGCGGCUGGUGCUGGUCACCGACCGGGCGCUGCUCAUCUGCAAGUACGACUUCAUCAGCCUGCAGUGCGAGCAGGUGGUCAGGGUUGCGCUGGACGCCGUGGACACCAUCUCCUUCGGGGAGUUCCAGUUCCCCCCCAAGUCACUCAACAAGCGAGAAGGAUUUGGGCUUCGUGUCCAGUGGGACAAGCAGAGCCGUGCCUCGUUCCUGAACAGGUGGAACCCCUGGUCCACCAAUGUGCCCUAUGCCACCUUCAUUGAGCACCCGAUGGCUGGCGCUGACGAGAAGACGGCGUCCCUGUGCCAGCUGGAGGGUUUCAAAGCGCUGCUGAUCCAGGCAGUGAAGAAGGCGCAGAAGGAGAGUCCGGCGGGUGGCCAGGCCGUGAGCGUGCUGGUGCUGGAGCGGCCGCUGCUGAUCGAGACCUACGUGGGGCUCAUGUCCUUCAUCAACAACGAGGCCAAGCUGGGCUACUCCAUGACCCGCGGCAAGAUCGGCUUCUAGGGCCCCGGAAUCGCGGCCCCUGCCUGGCUACAGGCCAGCGGGCCAAGUGCCCCUGGGCAGAGGGCCUGGCGCCUGGCUGGACGCACCCCCAGAUGCUCUGCUUCGCGCCCUCCCGACCCG